AUGAUUACGAACGGAUCGUCAAUUGGCAGUAUUGUGGUCACAUUUGUGUCAUUCUACUUAUAUCCAAUAGCGGGCCUCAAUGUGCCGAUAUGGUUUGAUUCUUCCAAUGGCUGGCAUCGCUCCAUCGACUAUCACCCAGAGCAACCUGCUCGAAUUGAUGCCUGUGUGAAGGAGAUCCAACGAUUGAAGGAGAGCCAACAAAUGGAAGGUACCAUAUUGAUAGAUACGACACCUGACACAAGCACUCUAUGGAAGGAUUGUGCACAUGAACAUCAACCUUUUUCUGAAGAAGAGCUUCACCAUGCUCGUGACAUCCUCCUGAAAACACACGAUGAAGAAAUGGUGUUGACGAUUGAAGGAAGCUGUAGCAAAAGCCGCGACUUGCGUAUUUCCGAAGGCAAAGAUCCGCUUGGUUUUAUCGGCAAUAUCGACGAAGACACCUUUCUAACGACCGAGUCUUUUGACGUUUGCCUCCGAGCCACCGCCGCAUGGAUCAGGGCUGUGGAUCAUGCAUUCGACAAGAAACAAGCAGCAUUCGCACUCACAAGACCACCUGGGCAUCAUGCAACCUUCCAACUAUCCAACGGAUUUUGUAUUGUAAACUUUGCGGCUGCCGCAGUGGUCCACCUGUUGGAGUCACAUGAUGAUAUCAAGGUGUCAGUUUUCGAUUGGGACGUGCAUUAUGGCCAAGGAGUUGCAAAAAUAAUUCAGAAGUACUCAAGAGCAAGAUAUGUUUCAAUUCACCAAACUCCUGCCUUUCCGUACAUGGGAAACAAGCUGGGGGUAUCAGGGGAACACUUGAAUGUGAUGACCAUCCCUAUACCAGCGGAAACGACGUGGACAUGUGGAUACAAGGAGAAGUUUGAGGAGAAAGUAUUGCCAUUUGUAUGCUCAGAUAAUGACUCGUGGAAGCCUAAUCUCGUGCUGAUUUGUGCCGGAUAUGAUGCACUCGAUAGCGAUGAACUGGCAAGCGUGAGUUUACAGGCGAAGGACUACAAAGCGAUGGCAUCAAGACUUGUGAAGCAUUUGCGCGAGAAUGAAUCCAGCGCAUCCAUUGCAUUGGGGCUUGAGGGAGGAUACCAGCUCAGCGAGUUUGCAGGUGGUGGGAAUCUCCCAAAUGCAGUCACGGCCACAAUUCAAGGAUUGACUGAAUGA
Messenger RNA from Cylindrotheca closterium, 1155 nucleotides. Lineage: Eukaryota; Bacillariophyta; Bacillariophyceae; Bacillariales; Bacillariaceae. The record is from the annotation of a GenBank genome assembly.